UCGAGAGUCAAUCCGCCUGAGAGCUGAGUGAGCCCCCGACCGGUGAGUGAGCCCUGAGUGAGAGCUGAGUGUGCACUGACAGCUUUUGUCAUGGCUCAGUUUGUGUUUGAAAGCGAUUUAAACAAUAUAUUGAAGCUUGAUACCCCAAUCACGAACGCUCCUCUAGCACGAUGGCAACGCAAAGCAAAGGAGGGCAGCUGCUCAUCUGCCAACACAUCCGCGAACGCGAGCAUGGUCUCUCCAAUGAAAGCCUCAAACCGGUCACACAGCACAAGCAAGACCCCAUCCAAAACACCAGGCAAAUCUGGCCCAAAGACACAGAAUACGCCUUCCAGGGCGGGUGGCGACAGGUUUAUUCCAAACCGCAGCACAAUGCAGAUGGACGUUGCCAGCUUCCUCCUCAGCAAAGAAAACGAGCCUGUGGAUAAUUCACCUUCCAAAAAGGAGCAGCAGAAGGCAUGGGCAAUGAACAUCAAUGGCUAUGAUAUGGAAGAAGCAAAGAUUCUGAGGCUUGGUGGGAAACCGCAGAACGCCCCUGAAGGAUACCAGAAUAACCUCAAAGUACUGUACAGUCAGAAAACAACCCCAGGGUCCUGUAAGAAGACAGGCCGGUACAUCCCUUCCAUGCCAGACAGAGUCCUCGAUGCGCCGGACAUCAGGAACGAUUACUAUCUGAAUCUGAUUGACUGGAGUUCACAGAAUGUCCUAGCGGUUGCAUUGCAUGACUCUGUGUAUCUCUGGAACCACACUUCAGGGGAUAUAAUACUGUUAAUGCAAAUGGAACAGCCAGUAGACUACAUCUCCUCUGUCUCCUGGAUCAAGGAAGGAAACUACCUAGCAGUGGGGACCAGCACUGCUGAAGUGCAGCUCUGGGACGUUCAGCAGCAGAAACGUUUGCGUAAUAUGACCAGCCAUGCAUCCCGUGUUGGAGCUCUGAGUUGGAACAGUCACAUUCUUUCCAGUGGUUCUCGAACAGGACUCAUUCACCAUCACGAUGUGAGAAUAGCACAACACCAUGUGGUCACGCUGUCAGGACACACACAGGAAGUAUGUGGUCUCAAAUGGUCCCCCGAUGGUAGAUACUUGGCCAGUGGUGGGAAUGACAACUUGGUCAAUGUAUGGCCUAGUGUUCAGGGAGACUCGGCAGAGUGUACUCCAGUACAAACCUUCACUCAACACCAAGGGGCUGUUAAGGCAGUGGCAUGGUGCCCAUGGCAGACAAAUGUUUUGGCGACAGGAGGAGGGACAAGUGACAGACACCUUCGUAUCUGGAAUGUUUGCUCUGGAACCUGCUUAAACUCUGUAGAUACUCACUCCCAGGUGUGUUCCGUACUGUGGUCCACAAACUACAAAGAAUUGAUCUCUGGCCAUGGCUUUGCACAGAAUCAACUUGUGAUCUGGAAAUAUCCCAGUAUGACAAGAGUCAGCGAGCUUAAAGGUCACACUUCCCGGGUGCUUAACCUAGCAAUCAGUCCUGAUGGCAGCACAGUGGCAUCUGCAGCUGGCGAUGAAACCCUGAGACUGUGGAAAUGUUUUGAAAUGGAUCCUGUCGCCAAGAAAGAAAAGGAAAAGGCACGUACCAGCAAGAGCCUCAUUCACCAGAGUAUCCGAUAGGAUGGAGUGAGAAAUCUAUUCCUCCUUUUAACUCACCGCAUCAUAUGUAUGUUCUGUAAAUUUCAAAUAAAAUUUUGUAUUAAUUUUUUUUUGUAUGGCUGACAUUGUUUUAAACAAACAUGGGCUUUACACGGCCCAUUCAAGAACUGCUUUUUUGUUUUUGAUUUUUUUUAAUCUAACAUUUUAACCAAUGUGUUAAAUAUCUGACUUUCUGCAGUUUUCUUGCACGGCCUGGUGAUUCCACUUUACACGGGUUUGUGUGCAGUUAUCACUUGUUUACUGCACUGGAAGAGUUACUUUUAUGAUAUCUUGGUACCUGGAAUCUGGGUAUCUAGUGCAUCACCUUUGUUACUGGCUUAUGCCCCUAACUUUCUCCUGGGUACUGGUGGCAAUCUUGGCACUUAUAUCUGUGAAUAACCCUUUCUAAACCAUGCUAAGCAUCAUGGAAAACGUAGUUUACAACAUAUGCAGUGUCAGGAGUAGCUAUCUUUGCUUCUUAGGCUUAUAGUAGCCAGUCUCUCACUUCCUUCUGAUCUUGCAGGAUUUUAUUUCUAUGUUGCACACCAUGUUUGCACUAUAUAGAUUCCUGGUCUUUGUACCUUGCACCUUUUUGGUAUAAGCAUUUUCCUCCUUU
Messenger RNA from Pelobates fuscus (common spadefoot toad), 2248 nucleotides. It is a transcript of the gene CDC20, whose product is annotated as cell division cycle 20. Gene Ontology annotation, biological process: anaphase-promoting complex-dependent catabolic process; positive regulation of ubiquitin protein ligase activity; positive regulation of anaphase-promoting complex-dependent catabolic process. Gene Ontology annotation, molecular function: ubiquitin ligase activator activity; protein binding; anaphase-promoting complex binding. The record is from RefSeq and is a predicted model, not a curated record. The transcript is spliced from 11 exons. Bases 91 to 1614 code for a protein of 507 amino acids. NCBI's taxonomy places the organism in Eukaryota, Metazoa, Chordata, Amphibia, Anura, Pelobatidae. Gene Ontology annotation, cellular component: anaphase-promoting complex.